Messenger RNA from Syngnathus acus (greater pipefish), 858 nucleotides. It is a transcript of the gene apoa2, whose product is annotated as apolipoprotein A-II. The coding region runs from base 16 to 579 and encodes 187 amino acids. The record is from RefSeq and is a predicted model, not a curated record. The transcript is spliced from 5 exons. Lineage: Eukaryota; Metazoa; Chordata; Actinopteri; Syngnathiformes; Syngnathidae.
UGUAGAUUAAGACGUAUGUACAAAGCGACUUGUGCGCUAUCAGUCCCCCCCUAUAUCAUCUGGUCCAGAUGUGAGCUCCCAGUUGCAGACAACUCACUUUCAGAGCAGACUGUCACUUCUGGAAACCAGACGCAAUCAAUAGCAGACAUGAACACAAAGUACGCCAUCGCCCUGAUCCUGGCUCUGCAGGUCUCCAUGAGCCUGUGCGAAGUUCCCGCACCGGACCAGGAGCUUGUGGAUAAAUACAACACCUUGAAGGGCGUCUUCUACAAGCGUCUGAUCAACGCUUACGGCAAAAUCCAGGCAGCUGUGGCCCCAUUAGUUGAGAAAAUGGGAGAGAGCGACCAGGGCGCCAAGGCCAAAGAGUACUUGGAGGAUCUGCAGACCAAGCCCGAGCUCCAGGCCAUCAUCAAGGUUGGCAGCGGGAUAGUUGAAGAGGUCGGCCCCCUGGUGGACAAAGCCCGCACAUCCGUCCUGGGCCUGUACGGACACUACCUGCGCCCCCAGAUCGGCGAGUACCUGAACGACGCCAUCAACAAUAUCAAGGUUUACCUGGACAAGUUCCUACCCGCCCAGUAAAAAGCUUGGCCGGCUUUUCCCGGAAGCCUGACGGAGACCGCGCAGCGCUUCGAGCCCCAAGGAGCACCGAGCAUUGUUUUUUUUCUUUUCUAUUAACACCAUCGAAUCGCCAACGCCGUCCACGCCAAACGUACUCAGCGUGUGCAACAUGUUUGUGUUUGCUACACCAACAGUAGUCCUCGUGCGAAUAUGUGCAUGUUUGUAUCUGUGAGUGUGUGCAAUAAAAUGAACAGGAAUAAUAAUAAAAAAAUGUCUACAAGGUGCCUGUUUAAGCUUAAA